UCUUACACCAGACACUCUGAUAUAAUGAUUUUUUGAACGUUUUUAAUCUAAACUCUCAGAAAUUCCUUCAAAUCUGUUCCCACUCCUGAAUGAAUGCAGUGAUUUUGUUGUUGGACGUGAACAGCUGGCUCCUCUGGCUCAUCCCACAUCACCAUUCAGGGCUUUGAGCUGAGGAUUUUGUGCGAAUAAGGACCCCAACCGGGCCAAACAAUGGCAGCGCUGAAAAGAGAAGGGGUAAGAGACGGGGAGGGUCGUCGAAAUGCAAAUUCACUCUCUCCGUUUCCCCUCAGAGAAACUCCACAGGAACGCACAGAUCGCUGUUUCUCUCCGAACGGGAAGUGGAAGUCGGAGAAUAAUGCAGGAGAAGACAGACACAGGUGCGCUGUAGGAGGAUCCACCUGCAGAAAACGGCCCUCUGAGGACUCGGAGUCAUUAGACAGCUGUAUCCAGAGCACUCUGUCGUCAGUUUACGCUCCGUUCAGGGCGACGGCGUCCACGGUGCUGCUGCAGCUCUUCAGCGUGGUGGAGCGUCAGUACGGCGGAGACGGCCUGCGCUGCCUCAUCGACUUCCUCCUGCCUGCCAAGAAGAUCUUACACACCAUCCAGAGAGAGAGCUGCCUGCGAUUUAAAGGCCUGCUGUUGUAUCACGAGGGCUGGCCGCUGUGCAUCCACGAGAAGGUGGUCGUGCAGCUCGCUCCUUUGCACAAAGUGCGCCUGAGGCAGGGCGACUUCUACCUGCAGCUGGUGCCUCUGGGCCGCAAGGCCGCCAAGCUGGUGAUAAAAUGCCUGGCACGGAGCGGACGCGCGCUGGCCGAGAUCACCGUGCCUGAGGGAAUGUACCCCCGAGUCUUCACCGCCGACUUCCUGCAGGAUGUGACACGCGAACGGAACCUGCAACCCCUCCAGAACUGCCUGCUGAGCGCCGGCGCUGCCGUGUACCGAACCCCCUGGAGGAACGUUGUGAACCCUGUGUGUGUGAGAAACGCCAACGAGGGCAUCAUGCAGCCGGGAGCGCUGAGCAUCGGCCACCUCGGGACCUGCAGCACCCACGGAUCCACGGGGACGUUGGACAGCCGGAGGAGCUCCAGAGACUCGCUGUGCUCUCAGGGCGCCGAUUCCACCGUGUCCGAACCGCUCCUGAGGCGCAGAACCAGCGAAAGCGACACGUACACAAACGCUGCCACGUUGCCCGCAGAGGAAAAAGCCCCGAGCCCCGGCACGGAUGUAGAGGGCGGGAGCAGGAGAGGAGGAAAUACCAAGUGCCUCUCCUUCAGCACGGAUCUCAGCACGCCGAGACGGCGCCAAUCCAGAGACUCGGCUACUUUCGAGACGCGACGACUGUUUCGCAAGUCGUACAUGGAAGCGUUACAGAACCCCAUGAAUCUCGGCUCAAGCUCCGAGUCGGUCCCAGAGGAAGGCAGCGAGCCAGCGGUUGAGGUCGAGACCAGGCCGAGAUGUGACUCGGACACGCACUCGGCGAGGCAGGGAUCCCUGCAGCGCCGCCUCUCGCCCCUCCUCCCGCUGCAGCGCAGCAUCAGGUCCGAGAGGCGCUCCAAGUCUCUGGAACGGUCUGGAAAAGGCGCGGUCAAAGGUCACCGAACGCGCUCGUCCUCGGGCGGAGGAUCUCCCAAGAAGCUGAUGAACGGCUGCGCGAUACGCUUCGGCAGACUCGACCUCGAGGUGGCGUUUUACAGCGCCGAGAGACGCGGCAGCAAAGGAGACUCAGGGCUUCCUGGCUCCCCCUCCAUCUCCGAGUCCAGGAGGAGCAGCAGCGCUGGUGAAGACUCUCCUAAAGUCUCGUCUCGCUGUGCGUCCGUCUCAGCUCCGCCUCCUGUAGCUCCUCCUUCUCCUGUAGCUCCUCCUCCUCUUGCAGCGCCACCCACAGGCUGUUCCACUCCACUGCCCUUAUUACUCACACACCUCAACACCGAGCUGCUCACCUCCGGAGCCGUCUCUCUGCCCGGUAAUCGAGACCGCAGUGGGCGUUCUGUUCUCCAGGUGUGUAUGAGGAACCGAGUGUGGACAGACGAACGCUUCACCUCCAGAGAGCUCACCUGCCUGCUGAGCUACUACUGCUCCACACUCCGGAAGGAGAAGAGGGAUCUGGGUCUGAGCGUGCUGGUGGACUCGCGGAGACAGCAGGCCAGUCCUGUGCUCUUCUCAGCUCUGUCUCAGCUUCAGGCUUCUCUGCCAAACGCACUUUACUCGGUUUUGUUGCUCUCGGACAAAGAGGCAUCCGUCAAGCUCGAGAGAGAUUUCUCCGUUCCAUGUGAAGUGUUAACUUCUCUGAAAGCCCUUCUGAAGCACAUCGACUCGUCUCAGCUCACACGAGACCUGGACGGCACUUUCCACUACGACCAUCACCACUACAUCCAGUUCAGACAGAAAAUGGAGCAGUUCUGCAGCAGCUGCAGCGCCGCCAUCUCGUCUCUGCGGAGGUCGAUAGACGUCCUGAGCAGCAGCAGCAGCCUGGACACUGUGAAGGACGUGUCAGAGACGAUCAGCCAGCAGAGGAACCUGAUGAAGUGUGUGUUGGAGGAUUCGCAGCUGAACCACCUCAGGCUGGAGGGAGGAACGUUUCUCGCACGUGUCAGGAAAGAGGAGACGAGUGAAACCGAGAGCUACAGGGACGCCGUGGACGCAGCGUGCACGCUCUACAACCAGAUGGACGAGGAGGUUCAUAAACUCGUCAUCCUGUCCAACAAAUCCCUCCAUCAGCUGGAGAACCUGCUGGAGCUGCGCACCUUUCAGGAGGAGACCGAGCGGAUGAAGCGCUGGUUCAGUGCGGAGGCAGAGAAGCACUUGGCUCCGCUGGACUCUCUCAGUUUUACGCUCAGCUCCCUGCAGGAAAUGAGGCGGAGCCUGGAGCAGUUCACCGAGGAGGCAGCGCUCCAGCAGAAGCAGGCCGCGGCGAUGACGCAGGACCCCAGACGAGUGUCCAGUUCCACGCUACUGGAGCUCAAGCAGCACAUGAGCUCCGUCCUCCAGCGAGCACACACACGCAGGAGCGAGCUGGACAUCCUGAUCAACCUCUACGAGUUCUACGACUCGGCUCAGGAGUGGAUGACGCACUGCGAGGACUAUUUCAAGCGUCUGAAUUUGGAAGAGAGCAUCAUGAGCUUCUCUCCUGAAGUUCUGCAGACACUGCAGGACUACCACAACGAGGCCACCAAGUUCUCUCUGGAGAACUUCAGCUCUCUGAACGACACGGUGGCCACGCUGGGCAGCCCCCGCCAGCUCCACCACUGGAACCACAUCUGGAUGAAGUGCCAGGAGACCCGGAAACAGCUGGAGGAGUUGUUGGAGAGAGCGGCAGUGCGAGAGGAACCCGUGUCUGACUCUUCUCUAACCUCUGACCUUUCAAAACCCAGGGAAAUACCUGUAAUAUGUGUGGAUUUGCAAUGCGGAGAGAGCAGAAGUUCUCUUCCUGAGAUUAAACACACCUUCGAGUUCGAGGAUGAGAAACCUCACUCGGCAGGACCGUUCUCUAAAAACGACUCUCCUUUCAGAUCUUUUCUUUUCCCUCCCGAGAGAGAAAAACUCACUCCGUCGCCGCUGGACGACACGGACAGCGACUGCACCGUCGACUCGUCGUAUUCCUGUCACUCGGAGCCUGGAGCGAGGCACCGCAGGCCUCCGCUGAAGAAGAUGAUGAAGAAGACGGUGAGCUCUGAUCUCUCGGGACACCACGGCUACCUGGGCGUCUACAUCAAAGGGCUGGAGCUCAGCAACAACACGUGUGUGGAGAAGAAGCUGCAGAGGCCACACGUGAAGAGUCCAGUGCUGGCACGGAGCAGGAGCCUCCCAUCUCCCUCCCUAAGUCAGGGAAGACCGGGGGAUGGUGAGAGCAAGAGACAGAGCAGUAAAAUCCAGCACAUCAUGGACGAGAUGAUCUCCACAGAGAGAGAGUACGUGCGUUCCCUCUCCUACAUCAUGGAGCACUACUUCCCAGAGAUGGAGAGGCCGGACCUGCCGCAGGACCUCCGAGGAAAGCGCAGCAUCAUCUUCGGAAACCUGGAGAAGCUGUGUGACUUCCACAGCCAGUACUUCCUGAAGGAUCUGGAGCAAUGUGCACAUUCCCCGCUUUCAGUCAGCACCUGCUUCCUGAGACACGAGGACCAGUUUGGAAUGUACGCUCUGUACAGUAAGAAUAAACCGCGCUCCGACGCCCUGCUCACCAGCCACGGCAACGCUUUCUUCAAGAAUAAGCAGAUGGAGCUGGAGGACAAGAUGGACCUGGCGUCCUACCUGCUGAAGCCCAUCCAGAGGAUGAGUAAAUACGCCCUGCUGCUGAAGGACCUGAUAAAAGAGUGCAGCCAAUCGCAGGAGCAGGAACUCGCCGACCUCAGGACCGCUGAGGAGAUGGUCAAGUUCCAGCUGCGCCACGGCAACGACCUGCUCGCCAUGGACGCCAUCAGAGGAUGUGAUGUGAAUCUGAAGGAACAGGGCCAGCUGAGGUGUCAGGACGAAUUCAUAGUGUGGUGCGGACGCAGGAAGUACCUCCGGCACGUCUUCCUGUUCGAGGACCUCAUCCUGUUUAGCAAAACCAAAAAGAUCGAAGGGGGAUACGACAUCUACAUCUAUAAACAAUCUUUUAAGACCGCAGAGAUCGGGAUGACGGAGAACGUGGGCGACAGCGGCCUCCGGUUCGAGAUCUGGUUCCGGCGCAGGAAGUCCCAGGACACGUUCAUCCUGCAGGCCAGCUCGGCCGAGAGCAAGGCGGCCUGGACCUCCAUCAUCGGCAAGAUCCUGUGGAGACAAGCGCUCAGAAACAGAGAGCUGCGGAUGCAGGAGAUGGUCUCUAUGGGAAUCGGGAACAAGCCCUUCAUGGACAUCAAACCGAGCGACGCAGCCAUCAGCGACCGAGCUGUAGAUUACAUCAUGAAAGGCACAGAGUCACGCACUCGUUCCUCCAUCUCCGUCUCCUCCUACGAUCACUCCAGCCCGUUCAAGAGACCGCACUCCACCAUCUCCAACAGCAGCUCCUCCUCCUCCAGUAGCCACUCCUCUUCCUCCUUCAUGAGCUCCCUCAACCUGUCGCUCUUUAGCUCCGCCCCCCACCCGCCUCUCGCCCACUGGCACUACGACUGCAUCGAGGAGGACGAGCUGGAGCACGACGCCGCCAUGCAGCCCUCCAUGGUCACAGAGGGUUCCGAGUCGUCGUCUCACAGCACCUCGAGCGACGGCGUGAACAGCGUGAACAGCGUGAGCGCUCUGUCCGUCCCCCAUCACUCGUCCCUCAUCAUGGACUCCUUCAGCAGCGAGUCAUCCUUCCUCUGUUCCUCCUCCGUCUCCUCGUCUCCGUCACACCACUUCCACAAGGAGCACAACGACACUAACAGCUUCAUCACAGCGCUGUGACAUCACUUCUACGCGGCGGUUCCGAUCCACGCGGCAGGACGGGAGCGAGGCGGCGUGCGGCGUCUAAACACUGAACUCUGCUGUAAAUACACACGAUUUCACACUGUUCCUAUUUUUAAACGAAUCGUUACGCAGUACUUAAACCCGUCACACUGCUGGUACGCUGCGGACUCGACAUCCAGCGCAUCGAUGAACUAAAGUUUCCUUUUCAUCUUUAAAAAAAAAAGCACAAUUUGAGGUUUUUUUUGUCUUUUGUUGUUUGUUUGUUUGUUUGUUUGUUUUGUAAGCGUGUUCUGUACAGAAAUGGUUCCUCGUUAACGUCCUUAUUUUUAGAGCCGGCACUACUAAUAAAAUCAUUUCCCAACCUUC
This is a messenger RNA of Pangasianodon hypophthalmus (striped catfish), 5730 nucleotides long. RefSeq lists its product as uncharacterized. Bases 211 to 5361 code for a protein of 1716 amino acids. Lineage: Eukaryota; Metazoa; Chordata; Actinopteri; Siluriformes; Pangasiidae. The record is from RefSeq and is a predicted model, not a curated record. The transcript is spliced from 23 exons. Gene Ontology annotation, molecular function: guanyl-nucleotide exchange factor activity.